AUGGUAAGUUUGGCCUUCCUUUCCUCAAACUACACUGAUCAAAUUGCUCUCCUUGCCUUCAAGUCCGCAAUCAAGUCUGACCCCAAAAAUGUGUUGGGGAGUAAUUGGACUGAAAAGGCCAAUUUCUGCGAAUGGGUUGGGGUCUCAUGUAGCCAGCGUAGGCAAAGAGUAACAGCUUUGAACCUUGGCGGGUCACAACUCGAUGGCACCAUUUCUCCUCAUAUUGGUAACCUUUCCUUCCUCACAGAACUGCAACUUAGUUAUAACCAUUUGCAUGGUCAUGUUGUUCAUGAGCUGAGUCAAUUACGUCGCUUGACUAUACUCAUAUUAGAUUUUAACAACUUACAAGGGUUGAUCCCUGCAAGUUUACACCUUUGUGAACAGCUUCGGGUCAUUUCUAUGGUAGACAAUGAUUUAACUGGUGGCAUUCCCAGAGAAUUGAGCACCUUGACCAAGCUCCAUACGCUUUUUCUCGGAGGUAACAACCUCACAGGUACAAUUCCUUCUUUCUUGGGUAACAUGUCAGCAUUAUUAGCGCUUGAUAUGGGACUAAACAAAUUUUAUGGUAGUAUUCCUCAUGAGAUAGGAAAUCUUCCCAUUCUGGAAUUCCUUAAUUUGGGUGAGAACUAUCUCACUGGAUCCAUACCUCCCUCCAUUUUCAACAUCUCAUCUUUAGCACAACUUUCUCUACUUCAAAAUAGUCUUUCUGGAAAUCUUCCGUCCAAUACUGGGCGUUGGCUUCCUAGUCUUCAAACACUCUUUCUCGCAGUUAGUGAACUCGGUGGAAACAUCCCUUUGCAUCUGUCCAAUUCUUCUCAGCUCGACAUCUUAGAUCUUGGUUUAAACAAAUUCACAGGAACAGUGCCCACAAGUCUAGGCCACUUAGAAGUACUCACUAGACUUAAUCUGCAGCAAAAUCAGCUAACUUUAGAACUGUCCACAAGUCAAGAACUUAGUUUUCUCACUUCUUUGACAAGCUUGAGAUACUUGGAGCAGUUGUACAUAAAUGAGAAUUUAUUUCAUGGCAUCUUACCAGAUUCUAUUGGAAAUUUUUCAAGUUCCCUCCAGAUUUUUUCUGCAUUUAAUUGCCAGAUAAUAGGUCCAAUUCCUGAGAGAAUUGGUUCUCUUAGAACCUUGACUUUACUUGAUUUGGAAGACAACAAUUUAAAUGGAACCAUACCAUCCACUAUUGAGGGUUUGAAAGGGUUGCAGAGGCUGUAUCUUGAUGGUAACAAGAUUGAAGGAUCCAUUCCAAAUGGGAUUUGUAGUUUGGGCAACUUGGGAGAGAUUUAUCUCGAAAACAAUAAGUUCUCUGGAUCAAUCCCUGGUUGCAUUGGAGAUGUUACUAGGCUGCAGAGAUUGAUAUUAGGUUCUAAUGCACUAAACUCCUCGAUACCAAUCAGUUUAUGGAGCCUCAACAACCUCUUGUUCUUGAAUUUAUCGUUCAAUUCUUUGAGUGGAAGCCUAGGUCCAAACAUGAGAGCACCGAAAUCCCUUGAAAGCAUAGAUUUAUCUUCCAACCAAAUCUCUGGUAUUAUUCCAAGCAGUUUGGGAACCUUUCAAAGCCUAACUUCUCUCAACUUGUCAAGAAAUUUAUUUUGGGGAUCCAUACCUGAAUCGUUUGGCAACUUGAUAACGUUGGAUUCCUCGGACCUCUCCGUCAACAAUCUAUCUGGUCCGAUACCCAAAUCUCUGGAGGCACUUUCUCAUCUCAAAUUCUUGAAUUUAUCUUACAAUAAGCUGUCUGGUGAAAUUCCAAGUGGAGGGCCUAUUGCAAACUUUACAGUGCAAUCUUUUAUGAAAAAUAAAGCGCUUUGUGUGAAAAGUGUUUUAAAGGGCAUCCCACAAAAAAAUGCACAAACUCAGAAUUCUGUUAUAGAUGCAACAGAACAUAGAUUGAUUUCAUAUCAUGAGCUUUGUUGUGCUACAAAUGACUUUUGUGAAGCUAGCUUGAUUGGAAUAGGAGGUUUUGGCUCAGUAUACAAAGGAACACUUUCUGACGGAACAAACAUUGCUGUAAAAAUUUUAAAUUUACAACUUGAGGGAGCUUUUAGAAGUUUUGAAGCAGAAUGCAGUGUGUUGCGAACAGUUAGACAUAGGAAUCUUGUGAAGGUCAUAAGUACAUGUUCCAACCCUGAGUUAAGAGCAUUGGUGCUGGAAUACAUGCCUAAUGGAAGCCUUGAGAAGUGGUUGUAUUCUCACAAUUACUGCUUAAAUCUCCUUCAAAGAGUUAGCAUCAUGCAUGAUGUUGCAUUGGCUUUGGAAUAUCUUCAUCAGAGUCAAUCAGUGCCAGUUGUUCAUUGUGAUUUGAAACCUAGUAAUGUCCUUUUAGACGAAGACAUGGUCGCGCAUGUGGGUGAUUUUGGCAUUGCAAAGUUUUUAAUGGAAAACAAGAUUGAAACACAAACCAAGACUUUAGGUACAAUUGGCUACAUUGCGCCAGAGUAUGGUUCUGAAGGUAGAGUGUCUACUAAAGGUGAUAUAUACAGCUAUGGAAUAAUGUUGUUGGAGACAUUCAUAAGAAAGAAACCAACAAAUGAAAUGUUUACUGGCGAGUUAAGUCUAAGAGAAUGGGUGAAAGCUUCACUUUCUUCCAAUAUAAUGGAAAUCGUGGAUGGCAAUUUAUUGACGGCAGGAGAUCAAGAAAUAAUUGCGUUAGAGGGUAUUUUUACUGUCAUCAUGAAAUUAGGCUUGGAGUGUUGCAAAGAAUUGCCGGAAGAGAGAAGUGACACAAAAGAAUUGGCGAAUAAGCUGAACAAAAUUAAACUGCAACUGCUUAGCAACCCAUGUCACUGA
Molecule: messenger RNA, 2796 nt
Organism: Cornus florida
Lineage: Eukaryota; Viridiplantae; Streptophyta; Magnoliopsida; Cornales; Cornaceae
Product: probable LRR receptor-like serine/threonine-protein kinase At3g47570
Exons: 3
Coding region: 1-2796 (931 amino acids)
Biological process (GO): protein phosphorylation
Molecular function (GO): protein binding; ATP binding; protein kinase activity
Source: RefSeq, a predicted model, not a curated record